AUGCUACAUCUCAAACGAUCCAUUUGGCUCGCCUUCAUCUCGGGAGAGAAAGGGGGUCCUCAGGAUGGAAGGGGGAACCUACAUGACCUCAAGCAUGCGUACCUGCAUGACCUGACGGACGACGUAUCGUUUUGGGAUACAGGUUGGGGUGGGCAACUAUCAGGACGUGUGGCCUCCGCCUGUGGCGUGGCGCGAGUCUGUUUUUGGAUGACGAGGGGUCUCUUAGACGAAGACGUGGCCGUUGCGUUUUUGCCAGCGAGCGACGCGCCUGGCGGAGCUUGUGAAGUGGACGCCGCUGGCGGCGAGGCUUUGUUUUCAGAUUUGCCUCCGAGGCUUCUCGACCGAUUAUUCUUCCUCCUCCUUCGGUUCAAUUUAUUCGAUCGUCGUCGCUUAUUUAAGGCACUUCUUCGAAGAGGGUCGGACGACUCGCUCGCAUAA
Molecule: messenger RNA, 438 nt
Organism: Soboliphyme baturini
Lineage: Eukaryota; Metazoa; Nematoda; Enoplea; Dioctophymatida; Soboliphymatidae
Source: the annotation of a GenBank genome assembly